Messenger RNA from Nelumbo nucifera (sacred lotus), 3865 nucleotides. Its product is annotated as putative cellulose synthase A catalytic subunit 1 [UDP-forming]. The record is from RefSeq and is a predicted model, not a curated record. Gene Ontology annotation, molecular function: cellulose synthase (UDP-forming) activity. Gene Ontology annotation, biological process: cellulose biosynthetic process. NCBI's taxonomy places the organism in Eukaryota, Viridiplantae, Streptophyta, Magnoliopsida, Proteales, Nelumbonaceae. Gene Ontology annotation, cellular component: membrane.
GGAGGGGCAGAGAGAUGAUGGGCGAAGAAGCCGAGGGAGGAGUUUGGAAGCCCAUCGCUUUUCUACUCGGGUUGAGGGCAAUGUGACUGAGCGGAAGAUCUGUUAUCACUCGUGACACAACUUUUUCUUCUUCUGAUCUCUGCAAUGUGUAUCUCAUAAAACACAUAAAUUAGGAAAACUGAAGUCUUUGCUCGCCUGUUAGCUUUUCUUCCGUUCGGAAGCCAUGGAAGCAAAGGCUGGAAUGGUUGCUGGUUCACACAAACGAAACGAGUUCGUUAUGAUUCGGAACGAAGGAGAAGCUGGGCCCAAGCCCCUCAAGCAUUUGAAUGGGCAAGUGUGUCAAAUCUGUGGGGAUACUGUUGGAGUUACAGCCACGGGUGAUGUUUUUGUUGCUUGCAAUGAGUGUGCCUUCCCGGUUUGCCGGCCUUGUUAUGAGUAUGAGCGCAGAGAUGGAAACCAGUCUUGUCCACAGUGCAAGACUAGGUAUAAAAGACAUAAAGGAAGUCCUCGAGUGGAGGGAGAUGAUGAAGAAGAUGAUGUUGAUGAUCUGGAUAAUGAGUUCAAUUACUCCCAUGGAAAUGGCAAGGGAAUGAGACAGUGGCAGGGAGAUGAUGUUGACCUUUCUUCUUCCAAUAGACAUGAGUCUCAGCGCCCAAUUCCACUUCUCACCAAUGGACAGCCGGUCUCUGGAGAAAUGCCCAAUGCUACACCUGAUGAUCAAUCUGUGCGGACUACAACAUCAGGUCCUCUAGGAUCUGGUGAAAAGCGGGUUCAUUCACUUCCUUACAUUGAUCCAAGCCAGCCAGUUCCAGUUAGGAUUGUGGAUCCUUCAAAGGAUUUGAAUACUUAUGGGCUUGGGAAUGUUGACUGGAAGGAAAGGGUUGAAGGUUGGAAACUUAAACAGGAGAAGAAUAUGAUGCAAAUGACCAGCAGAUACACUGAAGGAAAGGGAGAUGUGGAAGGCACUGGUUCAAAUGGAGAAGAUUUGCAAAUUGCUGAUGAUGCUCGUCAACCUUUACACCGGACUGUGCCUAUUUCUUCUUCCCAUCUUACUCCCUAUCGCGUUGUAAUCAUUCUCCGGCUUAUUAUCCUGGGCUUCUUCUUGCAAUAUCGUGUAAGCCACCCUGUGCGUGAUGCUUAUCCAUUGUGGCUAACAUCGGUUAUUUGUGAGAUCUGGUUCGCUUUGUCUUGGCUUCUGGAUCAGUUCCCAAAAUGGUAUCCUAUCAAUCGUGAAACAUACCUUGACAGACUUGCACUGAGGUAUGAUCGAGAAGGGGAGCCUUCGCAGCUACCUCCCAUAGAUAUCUUUGUUAGUACAGUGGACCCUCUCAAGGAACCUCCUCUUAUAACAGCAAACACUGUGUUGUCCAUACUUGCCGUGGAUUACCCUGUUGACAAAGUCUCAUGUUAUGUCUCUGAUGAUGGAUCAGCAAUGUUGACUUUUGAAGCUCUCUCUGAGACUUCUGAGUUUGCAAGAAAGUGGGUGCCUUUCUGCAAGAAGCACAAUAUUGAGCCUAGGGCACCUGAAUUCUACUUUGCUCAGAAGAUAGACUACUUGAAGGACAAGAUUCAACCAUCUUUUGUAAAAGAGCGCAGGGCAAUGAAGAGGGAGUAUGAAGAAUUCAAGGUGCGAAUCAAUGCCCUUGUUGCCAAAGCACAGAAAAUGCCUGAAGAAGGUUGGACAAUGCAGGAUGGCACUCCUUGGCCUGGAAAUAACCCUAGAGAUCAUCCUGGCAUGAUCCAGGUGUUCUUAGGUCACAGUGGAGGUCUUGAUACUGAUGGGAAUGAGCUACCUCGACUUGUUUAUGUUUCCCGUGAGAAGAGACCAGGCUUCCAACAUCACAAGAAAGCUGGAGCGAUGAAUGCUUUGAUUCGAGUAUCAGCUGUCCUGACCAAUGGUGCCUAUCUUCUGAAUGUUGAUUGUGAUCACUAUUUUAAUAAUAGCAAGGCUCUUCGAGAAGCCAUGUGUUUUAUGAUGGAUCCUGUUCUUGGAAAGAAAACCUGCUAUGUUCAGUUCCCACAGCGAUUUGAUGGGAUUGAUUUGCAUGAUCGAUAUGCCAAUCGCAACAUUGUCUUCUUUGAUAUCAACUUGAAAGGGUUGGAUGGCAUCCAGGGUCCAGUCUAUGUGGGGACUGGAUGUUGUUUCAACAGGCAAGCUCUCUAUGGGUAUGAUCCUGUCUUGACUGAAGCUGACUUAGAACCUAACAUCAUUGUCAAGAGUUGUUGUGGUUCAAGAAAGAAAAGGGGUGCAAAUAAGAAAUACAUUGAUAAGAAGCGAGCAAUGAAAAGAACUGAAUCAACCAUUCCCAUUUUCAACAUGGAAGAUAUUGAAGAGGGCGUAGAAGGAUACGAUGAUGAGAAAUCACUCCUUAUGUCUCAAAAGGCCUUAGAAAAGAGAUUUGGACAGUCCCCAGUUUUUAUUGCAUCAACUUUCAUGGAACAAGGAGGCAUUCCACCAUCUACCAAUCCUGCAACUUUGCUAAAAGAAGCUAUCCAUGUCAUUAGCUGUGGUUAUGAGGACAAAUCUGAAUGGGGCAAAGAGAUUGGGUGGAUCUAUGGCUCUGUGACUGAAGAUAUCUUAACUGGGUUUAAGAUGCAUGCUCGAGGAUGGGUAUCAAUUUAUUGCAUGCCUCCACGCCCAGCGUUUAAGGGGUCUGCUCCCAUCAAUCUUUCUGAUCGUUUGAAUCAAGUUCUUCGGUGGGCCUUGGGGUCAGUUGAAAUUCUUCUGAGCAGGCAUUGCCCCAUAUGGUAUGGAUAUAAUGGGAGACUGAAGUUGUUGGAGAGACUAGCAUACAUAAACACCAUUGUUUAUCCUCUUACAUCUAUUCCACUGCUUGCCUAUUGUGUACUUCCAGCAAUUUGUCUUCUCACAGGAAAAUUUAUUAUUCCUGAGAUAAGCAACCUUGCCAGCAUGUGGUUCAUUCUGCUCUUCAUUUCUAUCUUUGCAACUGGAAUUCUGGAGCUCAGGUGGAGUGGAGUUGGGAUCGAGGACUGGUGGAGAAACGAACAGUUCUGGGUCAUUGGUGGUACAUCUGCCCAUCUCGUUGCUGUCUUCCAGGGAUUGUUGAAGGUGCUUGCUGGAAUUGAUACCAACUUCACCGUCACAUCCAAGGCAUCUGAUGAUGAUGGGGAGUUUGCAGAGCUGUAUGUGUUCAAGUGGACGUCGCUUCUGAUACCACCGACGACUGUGCUUAUUAUAAACUUUGUGGGUAUCGUGGCAGGUGUUUCAUAUGCUAUAAACAGUGGGUAUCAGUCAUGGGGGCCCCUCUUUGGCAAGCUGUUCUUUGCCAUAUGGGUUAUUCUCCAUCUCUACCCAUUCCUGAAGGGUUUGUUGGGUCGGCAAAACCGUACUCCCACAAUUGUCAUUGUCUGGUCUAUCCUCCUGGCUUCCAUUUUCUCAUUGCUGUGGGUGCGUAUUGAUCCCUUCACCUCUGAUUCCACGAAAACUGCUACUAAAGGUCAAUGUGGCAUCAACUGCUAAUUCCUAUAGAGGUCAUUUUGUCGAGGUAACCCCUUCUAUCUCCCUUUGGUACACUGUCGUGUAAAUAGCAAGCUUCUAAACCAGUAUGUGAGGGUACCAGUUAUUUAUGCUGUAUUUUCUAUCUACAAGGGAGGUUUACGGGUAACAGGCCAGCCCCUUCUGGCUUCUGCUGUUGCUACAUCUGUCCUUGCACCAAUUGUUUAUGUAGGCCCUAUUAGGUUAAAGUAAGGGCAUCAUCCAAGUAAAGAAUUCGGUUUCACAUUUUUUGUUGUGCAGUAUUUUAAUAUUUUUAUUAUUGUAGUUAUCAUUUAACUUAUACAAGCAAUUCAUGGCUGUAAUUCCUUCAUAAACAAGCUUUGAUAAGUGUUAGAAAGAUUCAAAGAC